Molecule: messenger RNA, 1399 nt
Organism: Ornithodoros turicata
Lineage: Eukaryota; Metazoa; Arthropoda; Arachnida; Ixodida; Argasidae
Product: galactosylceramide sulfotransferase-like
Exons: 2
Coding region: 77-1234 (385 amino acids)
Biological process (GO): glycolipid biosynthetic process
Cellular component (GO): membrane
Molecular function (GO): galactosylceramide sulfotransferase activity
Source: RefSeq, a predicted model, not a curated record
UUGGAUGUACGACCAAUUUAAGAAAUGCUUUUCUGGGAAUAAUUUUUCCUCUCUCUCUCUGUUGUAGCUUGACGAAAUGCGUGCUACACAGUUCUGCUGUCAAGUGAUGUAUCGAUAUGCCCAUAUACUGUGGUUCAUCUGCACCGUUGUCGGCCUGUUUUCCGUCAUCAGACUUGCGCUAUACAAGGGGGGCAUAUUCAGCAGCGUAUCUACAUUCGGAGGCGACAGCACUCACUACAUCGACGGCGGAGCGAGCGUUGUUCCUGUCUUGUGCCAAUCCAAAAAGAACAUCGUGUUUCUCAAGACCCACAAAUGUGCCAGCUCUACUAUCAUGAACAUUUUCUUGCGCUAUGGUAUCACUCACAACCUGACGUUCGUCCUGCCCGCCAUAGACAGAACAAAUUACAUCGGUCACCCAGAAUACUUCAGCCGAAACCUCAUCAAAGACAUGCGACCUUACAACUACACGCACAACAUCUUGACGCACCACACGCGUUUUAACAAGACAGCGAUAGCUGAAGUGAUGCCUAAGGAUACCGUCUACGUCACAAUACUCCGAAGACCUGAAGACAUGUUCGACUCUUUGUACCAUUACUACGCCAUGAGUUCGAUGCUGGGGAAGUCACUAGCGAAGUUUGUAGAAGAUGAAACCUCCAUUAGAUACAUGGCCAACCGGAAAGGAAAAAAGUUCGGUUUCAAUCAGAUGUGUUUCGAUUUAGGUGCAGACAGGCAAAACGUGACAAACACAACAGGAGAGUUCAUCGACUUCUUAGAACAUACAUUCAAUUUGAUCAUGAUAGCUGAAAGACUCGAUGAGUCACUGGUACUGCUCAAAGACCUCCUAUGCUGGACAGUAGAAGAUGUUGUGGUGUUCAAGUUGAACGCGAGACAGAGUAAAUACAAAGAAACGAUCAGUUCCAAAGCGAAGGAGAAGCUACGAGAAUGUAAUAGCGCUGAUGCGAGCAUUUACGAUCAUUUCUUGCAAGUGCUCGACAGGAAGGUAGCCACCUUCGGUACUGAGCGCAUGGCGCAGGAGGUCGAUCAACUCAGGCGGCUAAGAGAGUCUUACUCUAAUCGAUGUAUCAACACGACAGUUCCGGUUCGUGGCAACUGCGUGUUAGCGUUCCAGAGAAAGGAUCAGAGUGAACUGUGUCGUUACAUGACGCUGUCUGAACUGGAGUUCCACGCUUUAAUUGUAAGGCGGCAAAAUCAGAUGAUACAAAAGCAAGGUUAGGUCGUACGCAUGUGAUAACAAAUUGUAAUGUUUUGCGUUAUGCGAGAGUUGUUCAAGGUUGACCGAGGCUUUUCUUUCUUUAAACACGUCGGAAAAUUCGGGAAGCGCCAAGCUACGUCAGUUUCUCAAAGUAUUCACCGAGUCCAUCUAGGCACCGCUACCAUC